AGAAAAAGGGCCAGCAACAAUGUGACAGACAACACAGCCCCUUCCACUGCUCUGCUCGCCGUAGUAGUGGAUAUCUCCUCAAUGAAGUGCGUGCUGAGGCGAUCCAAAGUGGUCCGCCUUCUCCGCGUGCAAACGAGCGAAAUGCACCGAUCAGCCGCACGAGCUCCAGCGGCAGUGGCACGAGCAGCAUCCCGCGAGGAGCAGCACAGUUUUUAGGGUGCUGUUAAAUCCCAGGCCAGACGGACAUGGAGGAAUAAUCUUGGUUUGGCUCAGGACUGACCUGAGGGCUACGGCCCGGGACACUGGUGUUUGGGCCUGUGCAUGUGAGACUGUGAUGAAGUCCAGCAUGAGGCAGUGGCGGCGGAUGGUGCUGGCGGCCAUGUUGGCGUGGGUGCUCCUCUUCCUGGGCCUGCUCUCGUACUUCCUGGACGCUUGGGUGGGGGAGCCGCUGACCUCUGCUGGCUCUUUACUGUCACAGCACCCCGAUGUCCGCCGCUUGGCCUCCAUACAGGCCGCCUUCACAGGCUUCAGACCUGAGCCUGUCACUGUGACAGCCCCGUACCAGGGAGAAGAGUCCCGACUAGGAACAGGCAACAGCUCCCCCACCCCUGAGUCCAGUGUGGAGGGAACACACAGCCCAAACAGCGCCCCCUAUGGAAGCCAAGAGGUCAGUCAACAGGAUUAUCUUGACCCCCAAAGUCUCGCUGCAUGGUCCUCUUUUGGUACAGAGAAUGUCGAUGGUCCUGGAGCGCACAGUCGAGACAGGACCACCCAACAGAACAUGGACUAUCAGAACAAUGUUAGUAAUGCUCACGAGGAAGAGGAGGAGGACGAAGAUCUUGACAAUAGACUGAGGACUACAGCUCGCCAAAGGGCUGGUGGAGACUCUAGAGAUUUGGAGGAGUACUACUUCUCCAAGUCCUUCUCAGUGGUGCAGCGUUUGUGGAGGGGCAAAGUGUCCUCUGGGAUGUUGAGCCCUCGGCUGCAGCGUGCCAUGAAGGACUAUGUGAAUGCCAACAAGCACCAUGUCGUGUAUAAGGGACAGCGUAGACCAGCCCAGAGCCCCAAAGAGCUGCUGUGUCAAAUCAAGACCCAGGCCAAACUCACCACUGUGGAUGGGUCCGAGGAGCCCUUCAGUUCUUUGGGAUGGAAGCGUCUGGUGCCUUCACGCCCUCUGGAGCAAUUGUACAGACGUGGAAGUCCAGACUCCUUUAAAACCUGUGCUGUAGUCACCUCCGCUGGUGCCAUCCUGCGCUCAGGGCUUGGCAGGGAGAUUGAUACGCACGAUGCAGUGUUACGGUUCAAUGCGGCACCGACAGAUGGAUAUGAGCGAGACGUAGGCAACAGGACCACUAUACGCAUCAUCAACUCACAGAUCUUGGCCAAUCCUCAACAUCGAUUCAACACCAGCUCUAUCUACAAAAAUGUCACAUUGGUGGCGUGGGAUCCAGCGCCCUACACCGUCGACCUGCAUAAGUGGUACGUCAACCCGGACUACAACCUGUUCGGCCCCUACACGGAGCACCGCAAGCUCCACCCAGACCAGCCCUUCUACAUCUUACACCCCAGCUUUGUGUGGCGUCUCUGGGAUGUGAUCCAGAGCAACACUAAAGAGAACAUCCAGCCCAAUCCCCCCUCGUCGGGUUUUAUAGGUAUCCUCCUGAUGAUGGCGCUGUGUGAAAAGGUGCAUGUCUAUGAGUACAUUCCGUCCAUGCGGCAAUCAGACCUUUGCCACUACCAUGAGCGCUACUUCGAUGCAGCUUGCACUCUGGGGGCCUACCACCCUCUGCUGUACGAGAAGAGCCUGAUACAGAGGCUCAACACUGGCCCAGAGAGCGACCUGCGUAGGAAGGGCAGGGUCACUCUGCCUGGGCUCAGCACCAUAGACUGUGGCGUCUGAAUACUGCAUUCCACACUCCCAGACGUCGCGCACUCUGGCCUGUGGGGGGGCUGAAGAAGGGCAUGGUGCAAAAAGGCCUGGAAUAUGCGGCUUACAUAAACAAAGUAAGCCAUAGGUUGUCCCACGAUGAGACAUUAACUGGACCAUGCUGUCAUCAUCAAGCUGUUUCCUGCACCAAUAGGACAAAGCAAUGGGAUGUAAAGAUGUUUCUGUGAUGCUUUAGCUGAGCCAACUUAGAUUUGGAGCUUAGGGUAGGACAAGUUUUUAGACUAUGAUAAGAGUGUGAUUUUAAUAAAUGCCAUGUUUUCUGAUUGUUACAGUGGAUGUAUUGGUUUGUUUUUUGUUUUUUUACAUACAGUACAAUCAUUACGUCAUCUCUGCUGAAUGUCUUAAGUACAUACACACUUUUAUAAGGAGGUGACUUCACUUUUUUUGCUGGAUUGUUAUUCCUGUGAUAUUUAAAACUAGCCUGGGGCAUGUCAGUCAAACACAUUUAUAGCGUUAGUUGAAUCAUUUGCCGUUGUUUUAGGGCACUGGUUUUCAUUAUGUAGUUUGCAAAAUGGGGCCAAAUAGUUUCAAAGAUCAACAAGUGCUCAGACCAGUGGACCACACUUGAACCCCAAAACAGUGGGGCCAGGAGUACGGCACUUGGGAUGACUUGCUAUGGGAGACCUGCUGUAUGGACCUCAGUGAUUUUAAUUGAUGGCCAGAUGACUUCAUUGAAUGUAAUUCCUGCCUGGUUCUUAGCGCACAGUCCCGAGCAUGUGUGUACCACUGCAGGGUCAUUCUUUAGCUAUGUAACAGCACGAAGCUCAUUUCCUACAGCGAUAACCUUUUAAUAUUGGUCUGUAGUGUCUUCAGCUCAGAGACGAGCCACUUGUUCAGUCUCUGGCAUAGACUGUAUGUAUAAUUCUUCUUUAUACAGUCUACGGUUGAACUUAUUGUCUUAUUUCUUAUUUUAUUUCUGUUUACAAGCAGUGCCACAUCUCCCGCUUGAAAGGUAAUGGUUGUGCAUGGAAGACAGAAUAAGUUUUUUUCAGUUUUGCAGAAAAUCAUCUUGUAUCAUACUUGUUGAGUCUUUUUUUAAGAUAUUUUCAUGGCUGUGCUGGUAAAGAGCGUAAAUAACGUAAUGGACAUGUCUUAUCUAUUAUAAUGUGCGGGAAAAGGAGGGACGUAGUUUUAAUAAAACAUAAAGUAUGUGUUAGUUGAACUAAAAUGCUUUUUGUUUAAUAUUAGACAACUAUAAGAACCAACACAAUAAUAGCAUUACUCCAAUUGUCUAUAGCUCUUAAUUAAAGUGAGACAUUAAAUGGAAUUGAUUCUGUUGUGUAAUUCAGUGAAUUAAACAUGAACUAAUCCUGGUACUUCAUCACAUUGAUGCAAGCUGAGCUAAAUCCUAUUUUAACAUGACUGCUCACUGAUUUGAACCUAACCGUGCUGUCUUUAAUCCUUAUUGAAGACUUGAAUCAUAGCUGUUUAUGAUGCCAUUCGUUAUAGAUGCAUUUAGUUGUAGAUGCAUAAGCUACUAAACAAUUUCCAUUCUAGUUUUAUGUGAUUUGUUUAUGUUUGGUUCAAUGAGUUUAAAAUAAAUGAUAACUGCAGUAAAAUGGGUAUUACGAAGAUCAACGAUGAAAUUCAGCGUUGACUUUUUGUUGAUUUUGUUUUGUUUGAACAGUGUGUUUUAGACUAUUGAGAAAUGAAAUCAUUGUUUUCUUGGUUGUGAUUGUAACACUGUAUAUUUUAUGUACAUUUAGAUGCUGACUUUCCAGUGCACACAGCAUGUCAGACUACAUUAGGGCUUAGAGUCUAAACUGUCUGCUGCUGUGCUACAGUGGUUACAGCUGAAGUCCUGAGCAUCUAGUGUGGGGCUCCUUGUUCCCUGGGAGCUCUUAAUAAAGUGCAACGCCUGAGGGAAGUCUUAUCUGUGCAUCUCAAUAUACUUGUGCCAAACUCCUUUUUAAUUGUGUCAUUUUGGAGAGCUUAAUGAGGGAUACAGUCUCAUCGCGAGACUCAUGGUGCUCUGACAAAGAGUAGAAUUUAUUAAACUUAUUGUAUGGGAAAAGGAAAAGUGACAAAAAAGUUAGGGGGGGGGGGGGGGUUGUUUUUUUAAUCAAAUCAUUUUCCGGACUUGAUUUUAUUCAGAAUUGUUGCAGUUGCCCGUAAGAACUGAAGACUCUUGUUUAUUUGACACUUCUGCUGUUGCGGUUUUAAAAUGUAUUGAACAGAGAGUGAUUAUCUCUGCCAUGCCUGAGUUUAUGACUUAACUCUUCUUAUAACACUUGAACUGUUAUUUAAAUAUUUGUAAACUGUAAGUGUCUUUUCUACUGUGUAAAUAAAGAUGUUGUCUUGU
Messenger RNA from Periophthalmus magnuspinnatus, 4250 nucleotides. RefSeq names its product ST6 beta-galactosamide alpha-2,6-sialyltranferase 2a (gene st6gal2a). NCBI's taxonomy places the organism in Eukaryota, Metazoa, Chordata, Actinopteri, Gobiiformes, Gobiidae. Gene Ontology annotation, molecular function: sialyltransferase activity. Bases 335 to 1900 code for a protein of 521 amino acids. The record is from RefSeq and is a predicted model, not a curated record. The transcript has 7 exons.